AUGUGCACCACCAAUUGCUAUACAUACGUUUACCCAGACGGCCACAGGGAGACUAUAAAGCAGCCCUCGCUCUGCCCCUCGUCCCGCCAUGGCCAGCCGUGCUCCCAGAACAUUGUUUUCAAGCACGACGCACAGUCCGUUUCAUAUGGUCACCCAGUUGCUCCUCCCUUUGUGAGCCCAGCUACCUACGCACCUCAAUACUAUAGCAACUAUCCACCGACUCCUACUUAUUCUCCUCGCGCUUCCACUCCCACAUACCGCUCCGGUGACGAGUCGGACCGAUCAUACCACAGCGCAAGCCGCAGUAGGCGGAGAAGCGUCUACACGAGCCCGAGAAUGGAAUCCAGCUCUAGACGCUAUGAACAGAACGGACGAACCGUACUUGUUCACAACCCGCCAACCCCGUCAACACCGCCUCCAGCAUUUACAUUUCCUCGGACUGCACCUUCGUCUCCGAGCUUUGCAAACGCCGCGCCGUACAUUGUAGACACAUCCCCUCGCGGAGCUUCGUCCAGACGACCAAUGAUCGUGGACGAGCGGCCACGCCAUGGCCAGGAUGCUGCGCGGAUUCACAUUGAAUUCCAUGACGGCGGACGAAAGAAGAAACACCGUCGUCAGACUCCUUCCACCAGCUCAUACGACAGCCGACACUCGUAUACCAGCGCCUCGGAGAAUGACGAGGUGCGCCGGCGUCGACAUGAGGACGAGGCGGCUCGCAGUGAGACGCGCCGGAUGACACAAGAAGAGGAAAUUCGCCAGCAGAGGCUUCGUGCUCGCAUUGCCAAAGCCAACGCGGAAAUUGCCCGCCGGGAGGCAGUUCCUCUGCCCCCUACUCUGAAGCGAUCAUCCACGGCCGCCAAGGCCACCCACCACUUGGGGGACCGAGAGAAGGAACUGAUUGAGAGGAUUCAGACUCUUGAAAUUAAGGAGCAGGCCCGACAGGACCGAGGUCGCUCUUCCAAGCGUGAUGAUGAUGCCCAGAAGGAGAGGCUGAUGGAGCGAAUGUUGCCGCGACGCCGGGCUACAGUCGGGCCCGGGAGCCGGCGACCUCGCGUUGAAUACACAGAUGGAGUAUACCGAUGGGAGUGA
This is a messenger RNA of Metarhizium brunneum ARSEF 3297, 1089 nucleotides long. RefSeq lists its product as uncharacterized. The record is from RefSeq and is a predicted model, not a curated record. Lineage: Eukaryota; Fungi; Ascomycota; Sordariomycetes; Hypocreales; Clavicipitaceae.